UAUUGGAUUAUGAGGGAACUUCAAAAUGUACAUUGCAUAAACUACUAAAUAAGACCUUCUCCAUGAACAGACAAGAUAAACAAACAUCACCUUUUAUAGUGCCUGUAGCUAUUGCCACCCCAGACUUUCCAACUCACUGUGAAAUGGCUACAGUAAAUAUUACUCAAGACCUUGCCUCUGAACAUGUAGAAGUGGCUGAACCUGACUCCACACAGGAUGUCGAUGAGGAAAGAUUAGAGCAAGUGGUUAGUCAUCCAGAACAAUUGGAGCAUUGCACAAAAAUAUGGGAGACUUCUCAGGAGUUGUCUUUCUCCAGUGGGUCCUUGUCCUUUGUCACAUCUACACCUGUAACAGGGUUGAGCCAUUAUCGUUUCAUCAUAAAAUCUGAACAGCCUAUGCAGUAUGACCCCAACUUUACUUUUACUAACUUGGAGGCACAAAUAAAGGAACUGGAGAUGAAAGGACAAUCCAAACUUAAAUUAUUGCAUAGAGGCAGUUUAGUAAAAAGAGGAAUGACAAGGGGCUCUAUGCUGCCCCGCGUGUCCAGAAGUAAUGUUCCAGUAGCAGUGGAAAAGUCAAAACUAAUGGAACCUCCAUGUGCUCCAAAAUUUGGCCACGGUUCUUUACCACAAGCCACUGAAGGGGCUAAAAAAUUAACAAAAGAGCAUUUGCCUAACAAUGAUCUACCAGGAGGGAGUAACUGUUUUAGGCGAGGCAUGGUUUGCCCUUCACUUAGCAGGAAUACCACUGUAGGCAUUGCCCAGAAAAACUUAGGAGAGUCAGCAAGACAACUUGUUUAUCACAAGCCAAUAAAUGGUUUGUAUACUCUCAAGGCUACAGCUGCAAAGAUAGGAUCCCAUUCUUCAAACUCUAAGUUGCCCAGCAGAACUACUAAUAAACCAACAGCACAGGUUGCCCAUAACACUGGCAUUUUUUCUUUAAGAGACCCAAGCUCCACCAAUCUUGAGGAUGCUGCUCAAAGCGUUGCAUCCUUGACUGCAUGUCAAACGGCAGCCUCUGGCAACGGAAAAAGUGACUUUAUAAGAGUUGGACCUUCAAUUUGCCCACCACCUCUAACUGGUUCUCAGACAUCACCCAAAAAAAUAUACCCAAACUCAGGCUUACCCAGGCUUGCUAAAAAGAUUUAAAGGAGCUCCCUCUGAUUGUUAAAGACUACGGGUGCAGUUUGGUACUAUAUGUGCAUCAAGGACCUAAUAUUUAGU
Pelobates fuscus (common spadefoot toad) is the source of this 1223-nucleotide messenger RNA. RefSeq lists its product as uncharacterized. The record is from RefSeq and is a predicted model, not a curated record. The transcript has 4 exons. The coding region runs from base 63 to 1148 and encodes 361 amino acids. NCBI's taxonomy places the organism in Eukaryota, Metazoa, Chordata, Amphibia, Anura, Pelobatidae.